CGCUCAUUUCUGUUAGAGUGCUUGGAGACUUCACUUCGCGUUUGGAGGAUCAGAUCCACGUUGGUUUUUGGCUUCAAUUACCCACAACUGUCAUCGUCAGCCCAGUCAGCGCCUUGCUAACUAAACUAGAUAAUAAAGUAAUCACUUUUCCGCGCUCCCCUCCCUCUCUCUCGGUCGUGUUAGUGCGCUCCGCGAUUAAUAAGAAACGAGUUAAAAAGGAAAGCAAAAGGAAAACUGGCAGCGUUUUCCUCUUGCAGCUGAGAAAAACCGCAGGACGCAGCUCAGCAGCAGCGUCGCAGUCGUGUGCGUUGUGCAUAAGAAAAAAGAAGAAAAAAAAUCCUGUAAUAUUGCAGAAAAAACCGUAAUUCGCCACUUGAAACGAAGGAAAAACGAGGAAAAGCAACUGCGUCGUGCACCAUUUUGUGAUAUAUUUUUGCCCUCCUCCUUCUUCAACGAUCCCUGUGCAAUUCUCUGUUAAAGAAAAAAUUAAAAUAAUUACUAGCAACCAAUUGAAUUUCUGCGAGACCAACAUAACACAUAAAAAUUUCCAACUACUGUGAUUUGAACAAAGCUCUAAGUUUUUGAUUCAAGCCUGUGUAAUUUCCACCCACAACGAAUUGAAAAAUCGAUUCCCCACGCUCUCUCUCUCUUCACCACAGUCACCAAUACACACGGGCUCGCCUACGUCACUUUGUCGUGUGUGUGCUUAGACUAGCGUUGCCAUGUCGCGCGAAUUACGAAGACAGGAACAAUAAAUAAAUAGCAGUUAAAUAAAUAGUAGAAAAUGCCAUACAAAAUAUAUGGGAAUUGACUUUAAAUUACAUUUUUGAGUUUUCAAAAUAAAAACUAAAUUUUAAAUACUUAAAUUAUAAAAAAAUUAAUUAAAAAAUGAAAUAGUUUCCACAUUUCUUGAAGAAUAUACUGUUAACAGCAGUUAACGAAGUCUCGUACUCUGGAUUAUUUACGGCAGUCACGAAGCAAAAAACAUAAGCGCAGCCUAAUAAUUGGACGAACUGAUUAAACAACAGUUAAAACAAGGCCCGCAAAAACAACGGCGGAUCAACAGUUGCUAGUCGCAAGUUGCAAAUCGCUAGUUGCACGUUGCCAAUUUGAAAUUGCACGCUUCCACGACUGAGAGCAGGAAGGAAAGGAAUCGCUGCCGCAGCAGGAAGCAGACGAAACUUCGCUGGGCGAAAGUAAAAGCAGGGUUGGGAAAUAAAGCAAAUCAAACAAACAAGAAAUCGACCGCACAGACCCACAAAGGCGCUUUAGCCAGCCAUGGAACGUGAAUCUAACCCAAUGCAACCCAUGUGCCGCUCCGGUUGCGGCUUCUAUGGUAAUCCAGCCACAGAUGGUCUCUGCUCCGUAUGCUAUAAGGACUCGCUUAGAAAAAAGCAACAGCCACCUGUGAGCAGCACACCUGUCUCCGUUCCAAGCCCACAACCUAGCCCCACAUUCAGUCCGGCCAUCGCAAUCACCAACACCGCACAGCCCACAGUCACCAGUUUACAACAGCCACACAACGAUGUCAAAGAGAAAAUCACCGAAGAAGCCGCCGCUGCUGCCAAAGUCAACAGCGAAGCCAUCACAUCGGCGACUGGUCCAAACACUUCCACACAAGCAGCCGCCUCCGCCAACGAGGAGGAUGACAAGGACAAGGAAGACGAUAAGGAUGCCAAAAAGAAGAAGAACCGAUGUGGCGAGUGCCGCAAGAAAGUUGGCCUGACCGGUUUCCAGUGUCGCUGCGGCGGUCUGUACUGCGCCGUGCAUCGUUAUUCUGAUAAACAUAACUGCACAUUCGAUUAUAGAGAGCAUGGCGCACAGGAAAUCCGACGCAACAAUCCGGUUGUCGUUGGCGAGAAGAUUCAAAAGAUUUGAAUUUCGAUAUUGUGCCAGUAACAGUAACAGUAGCCGUAGAAUGAUAAUAACCAACUACACAUGAUAAGAGUACAUAUAUAUAUAUAUGCUGCGCUAUAACAAGGAAAGCAACAAGAAAAACAACACCAGCAGAAAGCAUAAACACACACCACACAAAAUCACACAGAGUAAUGCUAAAUGAAUCGAUAAAAACUGUAAUUGUAAUUUAAUUAUAAUGUAAACAGCAAUUUCAAGCAACAAUAGUUCAGAGAAACGAUAACCAAAUACCCCGCAAAAAUGAAGCAACAACUGGAACAACAAUUUCGAUGCUCAACAACGUUAAGCUAGCAACGUCCAGCAGCAAGCUGCGGCAGCAACUUGCCACAAUGCACCAGGAAGCAGCGUUCAGCGGCCAACACCUUUGAACCAGACGCGUGACAGCGUUAGCAAGUGCAACAACAAUCACCGCCGCGUUUGUGGAAUACGCAGAGCAAACGCAGCAACAUCAACAACAACCAGCACAACCGAUUGCCUUGGUCGCCUGCUGAGCUGGGCCGAAAAAAAAACAGUCUUGAAGAAAACACCUUUCAUCGAUCAACGUUGAAAUAGUUUGUUAUUCCAAAUACAAUUUGAAAAUUGUUUGUAUUUAGCUAAAAAUCCAACAAACAACACACGGCCACAUUUGCAACGACAACAAGCACACAACAAACAACAAACCUUUGUUUCAUGUUAUCAAACACCGCAACAAUCUUUUAGUAAGACAAUGUGUGUCAUUUGUUUUUGUAAUAUGUUGGAGUGUAUUAAAUAAAAAAAAAAUUCAAAAUGCAAAGUAUGAAAAGAAAUUUUAAGAAAAAUUUAACAAACCCAAAUUCACAUACAAAACAAAAAAACCAACCAAGCAACCAACUCUUUCUCAAUUCUUAAUUAUGAGCUAUUAAAUGAAAAAAGAAAAAAACUAAUAUAUAUUAAUUAAUUAUGUAUAUGUAUUAAAAAAGAAAAAGCAAGAAAAAAAUAUGCAAAAUUAAGCGUAAAAAAACAAAGCCCUCACCACAAAAAAAAAAAAUGUAAAAAAAACCUGAAGAAAAGAAACAAAGAAUAACGCAGUUGUGUAGAGCUCCCUAAAAAGUUUGCUAAGAAUCCACGACCACGCUAGACACGAGCGAGAGAGAGUAUAGCUAUAUAGAGAGAGAGAGAGAGAGCGGAGAAGCGCGAUUAGUGUAAAGCAACGUGGAGCAUAACAACUCCCCUAUACAUAGAAAUCUAAAUAUAAUUAUAAUUAAUUAGUGAAUCAAAGCAGGCGAAUGCAGUGCAAGCGGCGUUUUUUCUUCGUUUUACUUUUUGCCCUCCUGUCCCUCUAACAUUAAAUUGAAUUGAUUUUAAUUUUCUGAUUUGCGAUGAAUUAUAUAUAUAUAUAUGCAUAAUAUUAACUAUAUCUACAUCUAUAUAUGUAUGGUAGGAUAUGUAAAUCGUGUGAAGCAUACACACAUAUAGUUUCUUUGGGUAUAUGCACAUUAAGGCGAAAAACAAAAGAUAAAAACCAUUAAAAAAGCAUAUUCUAUCUAUAUAUAUAUAUAGCGGUUACAAAGAAAAUUCAGCAAAAAUGGCAAACGAAAAAUGCAAAAAAUACAAUAAAUAUAUAUGGUUCGUCUUUAGAUUUUUAUUGCUUUAAGCGUUAUUUAGUUUUUCUUUGUUUUUAUUAAAACACACAUGCGUGUACACAACAAAACAACCAAUCCCUUUUUAAUUUAGCUUUCUCCAUUCUGUAGUACAUAAUUUACAAUUUAAUUCAAAUCAAUUACACCUAUGCAAAUAAAUUUACAUUUAGAAAUAAAUUGUGUUGUUAACCCUACAAACAAAAAAAUACAAAAAUGAAAAAAAAAAAAAUCAAAACAAAUGUUGUAAGUAAAACUAAACUUACCAAUAACAAAGAGGAAAUAAUGCAAUAAAUUUGAUUCUACAAUUAAAAUUCCCGCAAGACCAAAACCAAUCUAAUAAGUACAUUUUUGGCACAAAGAACUGAGAAGGAAUCGUUUUCGCACCACAGCAACAAAACAAAAGCCGACACCAAACUCGCCUUUAACCAAUCGCCUUCCCAUUGGGAAAACUUUUCGCGAGAUCGAAUCUAUCUAGAGGUGUUACCAAAUCCCAGGCAACACUCCUAGUUAUACGUUGAUCUGGGGAAUCUCGGGGUCAAAGCGGGUCCAUAGGGACCUUCGUUGUGCACAGAAGAUUCUGGACAAGAGCAUUGAGCACAGCAAUCCAGCAAUAGUGAAGUCCAACCACGUUAGGGUGUGUUUAGUCAGAACAUUUGAACUGUACAAAAUCAGAGAUGAAAAAUGCAACCUAGAAACGAACUUCAAUAUAAUUUUAAAUGAAAGACGAGACCUAAAAAUGUACAGAGCCAGAGAUAAAAUAGAUGGAAAAAUAUUGGGGAUGUGAAAAACUGCAAUUAAUCAACAAGAACAGCUAAAUGUCAUUUUAAUUUUAAUUUGUCCCCCGCAAUGAUAAAGGCAACACUCUACAUAUACGUAUAUCAUAAUUUAAUUGAAAACUAUAAAAUUAAUUAGAAAAAUUGUAUACAUACACGAACACACAAUAUGGAUUUUAAGAAUUAACGAACAAGCGUACCACAAUUUUAAGCCGUUUUAAAACUGAUUUACUAAUAAAAUUUGAAGAUGAUUAUAAACUUCGAAUCGAUUUAAAACCCAUUUCUAUAAUUUUUGCAUAGUUGUAGUUUUCAGUUACAAAAAUUUACAAUGCUUUAGUGUGCUUUUAGUUGAAAUUGUGUUUAUAUAUUUAACGAAAGAGUAAAGUGAAAAGGCAAAUAAUAAUUAUAACUAAGCGUAAUAAAUUUUUAUUAUUAUUAACCAGAACGUUUAUUCUAGUAGUUCUUUAUUGUAUUACCAGAUUAAUUAUUAUUAUUUUGUUGUGUGCACCUCUUAGUCACUUUUGCGCUUAUAAGCUAAUCAAAACAACUCGCAAGCAAUCACUUCCACACCGUGUACAAUCCCAAUCCCAAUCCUGAUCCCAAAUCCCCCAGCCUGAGAAUCCCAGUUCCGCCAAAAUCUACUUGUGUUAAAAUCUUUUGCAAUUGCUAGCCGAAUUUGAUAAUUGUUUGUCUCUUACUUUGGAUAUGUGAAGUGUUUUGUUGACAGAAGGAGCAAAGAUGGAACGAAAUUAGUUGAUUUAAGCGUAUGAAUGGGAUUUAAUGAAUAUGAAUAUGAAUGCAUCCAAUAUCUAAAACUCUAUGCGUAUAUAAAUAUUGUACUAAUGUGUAAUUGUAAUUAAAUGCGUCGGAUGAGAAUAUCUGCAGCUGAAGCAGAAGUUGGGUGGAGAAACAGUGAACAUAUAUAUUUAACACAGAAACGGUAAAGCUAGAAAAUCUAAAUAGAAAUAGAUAUAUACUUAUACCUAAACAUACAUGAGCCUCAGAUCCGGGCGUAUAUAAGAGCAACAACUAUUUUAAUUAAACUUAAACAAAUGUACAGUAUAAUUCGCUUAGCUGCAUCGAUAGUUAGCUGCAUCGGCAAGAUAUCUGCAUUAUUUUUCCAUUUUUUUGUGUGAAUAGAAAAUAGAAAAUAGAAAAAAAAAAAUUAAGUUAGCUGCAUUUUUAAGUUACCUGCAUCGAGGCAUUGUGCAAAGUACUCGAGGCAGCUAAGCGAAUUAUACUGUAUAAACAAAUACAAUAAAAAAGAAGUUAAAGCAAGAGCAAGAGCAACCACAACAACAUUUGAAAUGAACAAUGAAAACAAUAUUAACUUCAAAAAAUUUAUAUAGCAAACUGGAUAAUGUUCAAUAAAAUGCGAUAAUAUAAUUUUUAAAAAACAUUUGCAUUUUUCAUUUUCAUUUGAUUCAGUUUGGAUGCAACUUUUUCAAGAUACUAUUUCCAUCUUUCGAUAUCCAUUUGGAACCGAAGCCAAGCCAAGGUGCUAAGUAGUUUAGAUACGACGACGAGGUGGCUUAAAUGGCCAAUUGAGAGUAGAUCGAGUGGCUCUGGGAUUUGUUUCAAAAUGGUUCGUUCGCUCUUAAUGCAAUAGUUAAUAACCUAACUAAAGUCACAGCAAGUGUUCAAAAGUAAAACUCAGUAACUACCUAAACUCAGCAAGUAAAUAAUAAUAAUACAUUUGUGUGUGCUUAUUUCGUUAUGAUAAUUUUAAAAGAGAAUCACACAGUUAAUAACUUCAAGUGAAGAAACAAAAAGGUUUUGAUCUGUUGAAAAAUUAAGCUGCUAAAAUCUCCAAAAACUAUUUGAAAGCCCAACCAGACAAAGAGAUGAAGCUACAAUUACAAUAUUUGACAGAUUCUUCGCGAAUGGUAAAAUAAUGAAUGCUUAGAUCUUAAGACAAAUCGAAGGAUAUAUAUAUAUAUAUAUAUAUAGAUAUAUAUACGAGAUAUAACAGUUAAAUGAACGAUGCAGCAAUGUCGUAUGAAUAACAGAAACAUAUAUCUUAAGUAUAAAUGAGUAUAUAUAUAGACUAUAUAUACACGCAUAUGUAUAUCUGAUAAAUGAGAAAUCGCUAAACUGAUAAAAUUAAACCUAAGUAAAAUUAAAAGAAAAUACAAAACACGGAAAGAAAUGGAACUAAUAAAGAGAAUUAUUCUGAGAAAUAU
This is a messenger RNA of Drosophila melanogaster (fruit fly), 6468 nucleotides long. It is a transcript of the gene drn, whose product is annotated as doctor no. Gene Ontology annotation, molecular function: zinc ion binding; DNA binding. The record is from RefSeq and is marked reviewed. NCBI's taxonomy places the organism in Eukaryota, Metazoa, Arthropoda, Insecta, Diptera, Drosophilidae. The transcript is spliced from 6 exons. Bases 1279 to 1878 code for a protein of 199 amino acids.